AUGGCAAAGACAACACCGCUCAGAGGUAGCGAUCAACACCGAGCCGCCGUGGCCAGCGACCGCGACCACUCCUCGCCUUCGAGUACGGAGAGGGCCAGAGCCAUCAAUGCAGCCAGGCUCGGCAUGAGCUAUACAGCAGCACUACAAGUAAAGCCAAGAGACAACCCAAUCGUGGCGGAGGGCAACAAUCCCACAUCUCGACCUCCCAUCACCAACAAGAUCCUCCCCAACAUGCCGCAGCAAAUGUCCUCGCGCCACCAGCUACCCAACGGACGCUCAAGAUCGGGCUUCAACACACUUGGAGAAAUUCAGGAGGGGACGAAGUCUGCUUUUCGGAAGUUCCCAGCGAAAGCUCAUGCGAAGGCGUUGGCGGUUCGUGAGGCGAGGGGAGUCGAGAAGAUUGAUGCUGGGGUCGCUUAUCAGGACGGACUGGAAGAUGUUGUGGAUGGAGCAGGCGAGUACGGGGAUCUCGAGGUACGAGAUGAAGGACAGCAGCGAGCUGGUAGUUGGGAGGACGAUGAGGGAGAGGCCGAAGAUUCGGAGUAUGGUAGUGAUGCGUGA
Messenger RNA from Fulvia fulva, 561 nucleotides. RefSeq lists its product as uncharacterized. Bases 1 to 561 code for a protein of 186 amino acids. The transcript has a single exon. The record is from RefSeq and is a predicted model, not a curated record. Lineage: Eukaryota; Fungi; Ascomycota; Dothideomycetes; Mycosphaerellales; Mycosphaerellaceae.